Messenger RNA from Gorilla gorilla gorilla (western lowland gorilla), 942 nucleotides. RefSeq names its product olfactory receptor family 2 subfamily A member 5 (gene OR2A5). NCBI's taxonomy places the organism in Eukaryota, Metazoa, Chordata, Mammalia, Primates, Hominidae. The coding region runs from base 1 to 942 and encodes 313 amino acids. Gene Ontology annotation, biological process: G protein-coupled receptor signaling pathway. The transcript has a single exon. Gene Ontology annotation, cellular component: membrane. The record is from RefSeq and is a predicted model, not a curated record. Gene Ontology annotation, molecular function: olfactory receptor activity; G protein-coupled receptor activity.
AUGACAGAAAAUCAGACAUGGGUCACAGAAUUCAUUCUCCUGGGAUUUCCGCUCAGCCUAAGGAUUCAGAUGCUCCUCUCUGGGCUUUUCUCCCUGUUAUACGUCUUCACCCUGCUGGGAAACGGGGCCAUCCUGGGGCUCAUCUGGCUGGACUCCAGACUGCACACCCCCAUGUACUUCUUUCUCUCACACCUGGCCAUCGUUGAUAUUUCGUAUGCUUCCAACAAUGUCCCCAAGAUGCUGACAAACCUUGGCUUGAACAAGAGAAAAACAAUCUCCUUUGUCCUAUGCACAAUGCAGACCUUUUUAUACAUGGCUUUUGCUCACACUGAGUGUCUCAUCUUGGUAAUGAUGUCCUAUGAUCGGUAUGUGGCUAUCUGCCACCCUCUGCAAUAUUCUGUCAUCAUGAGAUGGGGAGUGUGCACAGUCCUGGCUGUCACUUCUUGGGCAUGUGGCCAGAAGGGAGUUCUGGCCCUGGUCCAUGUGGUUCUCAUCCUGAGGCUGCCCUUCUGUGGGCCCCAUGAAAUCAACCACUUCUUCUGUGAAAUCCUGUCUGUCCUCAAGUUGGCCUGUGCUGACACCUGGCUCAACCAGGUGGUCAUCUUUGCUGCUUCAGUGUUCAUCCUGGUGGGGCCGCUCUGCCUGGUGCUGGUCUCCUACUCGCGCAUCCUGGCGGCCAUCCUGAGGAUCCAGUCUGGGGAGGGCCGCAGAAAGGCCUUCUCCACCUGCUCCUCCCACUUUUGCGUGGUGGGACUCUUCUUUGGCAGCGCCAUUGUCAUGUACAUGGCCCCCAAGUCCCGCCACCCUGAGGAGCAGCAGAAGGUCCUUUCCCUGUUUUACAGCCUUUUCAACCUGAUGCUGAACCCCCUGAUCUACAGCCUGAGGAACGCAGAGGUCAACGGUGCCCUGAAAAGAGUGUUGUGGAAACAGAGAUCAAAGUGA